AUGGGGAGUACGGCGGCGGCGGAGAAGACCGAACAAGAGCUACGCCGCGAGAUCGACGAGCUUCUUCGCCAACAGCGCGAGAUAACCGAGAGGCUUCGAGAUCCUCGUGGCCUUCGCAAGGGUUCCUUACCAGCUCCUGUUCUAUGCAACAAUGCUAUUCGUCAACGUUCCUUUCUUCGUCCUGGCGUAGAUAAUAAUGAUUCUGAAGAUCAACCUCCUGCUAAACGUAGACUUUCAUCUGCUAUUGUUAAGCUUGAGGAAGGGGAGUUGGUUGAAGAUGUUGAUGCUGUGAACACAAAGGAUUCAACCUACAAAAGUGAAAAUGGGAAUGCUACCGCUGGUCAGAAUGAUGUGAACCGUUUUAAUUCUCACCAAAGUGGAUUGUCUAGAAGAGAUGGCUAUCAGAGAAAUUCAAAGGCUUUUGAGAUUCCUACUUCAGAACAUGUUCCGAGGGUGUUGCCUAAGAAUGAAGACCCAAGCUUGGUUAAUAGGAACAAAAGAAUGCUGGGUCAACUUUUGGGAACUCUGGAGAAAUUCAGAAAAGAAGACAAGCAGCUCUCAGGAACUGAGGCAUAUAUGCGAAGAUCUAAUUCGUUGCAAAGAGCUGAGCAAAGAGCACGGGAAGAAAGUGAAAGGCUUAGGAAAGAAGAGCGUGAACAGAUUGCUGAAAAACGGAGGCGGGACUUGACACUUAGGGCACGUGUGGCUGCUAAGACAGAAGAAAAGAAAUUGGAGUUACUCUUUCUUCGGUGGAGUGAGCAUCAUAAAAGACUAAGCAAUUUUAUAAGGACUAAAGCAGAGCCUCCAAUCUACUAUAUGCCUAACAUGCCGUUGGAUGAAGAUGCUGCAUCAGCUGAGAAACGCAUAGAUGAGGAUUUCCUUGAAUGGAAGAAUGCAAAAAGAGAGUAA
Vicia faba (fava bean) is the source of this 909-nucleotide messenger RNA. The record is from the annotation of a GenBank genome assembly. NCBI's taxonomy places the organism in Eukaryota, Viridiplantae, Streptophyta, Magnoliopsida, Fabales, Fabaceae.